AUGGGUGGUUCAUCAUACAUUGCAGUAUGUGGUGCAGCAUUGCUAUGGAUGGUCUUAGCCCAGUCAGAGGUGCAGGAGGUGUGCGACAUGAUGAAACAAGCACUCACAUCAGCAGUUUUAAGCUAUAGAAACAGACUCUAUAAAAGUGGUGAACAAGAAAAGAUGUGGAGUUCAUCUACCGAGAAGAACCCAGGUCGACGUUUCAUCCGGUGCCCUAAUUCUCUGGAUCCUUCAAAAGACUGUGAGUUUUUUGUAUGGAUGGAUGAGGAUUUACCUUUUCAGUGGUAUAAGAAUAAAGUUGUUGAGUUGCACAAGGAAAAUAUUGAUUUGUACAAGGAUAAUAUGAUUUUGUCUAAGGAGAAUAGGGAGCUGGAGAUGGAGAACAAGGACAUGCAGAAGAAACUAAUGAAUCUUGAGUUGUUCGAAAAAAAGAAGCGUACUGAUUUAUUCAAGGUCAAGGUUAUGUUGUUUUCCAUUCUUCUAGUUUUCAUUUUCAUUUGGUUCUUAAUGGUGUAA
Molecule: messenger RNA, 516 nt
Organism: Lactuca virosa
Lineage: Eukaryota; Viridiplantae; Streptophyta; Magnoliopsida; Asterales; Asteraceae
Source: the annotation of a GenBank genome assembly